This is a messenger RNA of Branchiostoma floridae (Florida lancelet), 4400 nucleotides long. RefSeq names its product protein cramped-like. Gene Ontology annotation, biological process: pattern specification process. The transcript has 25 exons. Gene Ontology annotation, molecular function: chromatin binding. Bases 689 to 4081 code for a protein of 1130 amino acids. The record is from RefSeq and is a predicted model, not a curated record. Gene Ontology annotation, cellular component: nucleus. Lineage: Eukaryota; Metazoa; Chordata; Leptocardii; Amphioxiformes; Branchiostomatidae.
CUAUCAUGUCAGAGUUAACAUGAUACAUAGCUGUCAUAAGUAAUUUGUGGUAGAUACAGAAUUUAAGAUUGCAUUUAGAUAAAACAGUCCAUACUGGAUUUUACUUCCGCAUCAUCUCACUGUACAGUGAGUUCUCAAGACUUCUUCCCUGCACAUCAGUACCCACUAUUCUUUACAUUUGUCCAAAGUGUCGUUUAUCACAAUAACUAAAUUGACGAUUAUUAUAUAUUCUUAUUUUAACGAACAUGGGGAAAUGUUAACAGUUAACAAAGUUGUUCAUACUUGUAAUCUCCUAUAUGGCAUACAUAACAGACUUCAGUGCUUGUGUAAAAUGGUCAGUCUUAGUACUUGCCACAGUUGAUAUUGUUUUCACCCUUGCUUUUGGUUAAAUCUUAUUAAAAUGAUACAAUUAAUGGAAUUGCAUUGUAGUAUUAUUGUUAAGAACAGUUAACUUUUUAUUGGUUUAGGAAUUCGAACGGUUUGCUAGCAGCAUUCAGAUUGUUUUGGUUCAGGAAUUUUAUUUUUACUACGUUGGGGGGAAGUAUGCAUAGAUAAGACUACAGGCGGUACACCCAGCACUUUGGUCGCUUGGAAAGCCUGAAGUACUAUGCUACAGUUAGCCACUAUAAUGGGGUGAAAAUGUGCGAGUUUUCUCCACAAUUCUAAGCUGAAGUGGUACAUCUUCCUAAUGGUGAACAGAAGAAGGCCGUCUGGAACAGGAAAAGGGAUCAAAGCAGGCGAAGGAGAUGGAAUGGUCAGCGAUGUCCUUAAAGACGCAGGGGGUAAAGUAGCCGGUAAAUGUUCGGACGGCGGCGGUAUGUGCAGCGGGGAAAGCGGCUCCAGGAAGCGACAACACAGCGAGUCGAGCAGGGACGAACAGGGCGGCACUAGCACAGGCCAUCCCGUGCUCAGGUCCAGCAAAAGACUGAAAAAGGAUGAAAGUCCACCUCCAGAACACAAGAAGGAACAAGAGCCAGAGAAGGGGCCAAAUGGUGGUACUGCAGAGACUCCCGUCCGAGGCAAGAAGAAAUGCCAGAAACGUACCUGGGAAUCCUGGAACCAGGAAGACAAGGAUGCUUUCUUCGAGGCAUUGUAUGAGUAUGGGAAGGAUUUUGAAUCCAUCCAAGCCCACAUUGCCAACAAGCACAAGAAGCGUGGUGACCCGCCCUCCCUUACCAAGAACAAGGACCAGGUGCGGCACCUGUACUACCGCACCUGGAACAAAAUCUCCAAGUUUCUAGACAUCAAUGAAGAUGUGAAAAAGGCUGUUCAAGAGCUGUAUGGACUGAUCAACUAUGGGGAACUGAGGAAGAAAAUUGGACGGAUGGAUGAGAAAAAUGGACACAAACUAAAUGAACUCAUUAAGUAUGGGGUAACAACAGUGAGGGUGAAGGGGAAAAAUGUCAGAAUAAAGACACCUGUGUGCAGGGCCUUGAAAAAAUUGAACAAUAUUGAUGACGAUGAAGACAAGCGCCCAGAGAAGCUCCCCCCUCGGGUACAGCUGGAGCUGUUACCUCACUCCAACCAGACCUGGGCUGUGAUCCAAGGACUGGCCCAGAACCCGCGUGUCAGGUUAAACAUCCCCCUGCACAGAAGGGUGUCGUCCCUGCUGGAGUUCUUGCAGGUCAAGUGGACUCCACACAGGGUGAAAAUUCUCCAGCAACUGAGUGUAUCAGAGGAGACCAAACUGCACCUGUCCAUCCUGCCUCCCCCUGGAGCCAGCAUCAACCCUAUCCCUGUCACAGGGAAAGUGGUGCACAGCAAGAACUUCUGUUACAUCGCCGAGCCUACAAAGAACACCAAACCCCUGGUGAUUACCAACGCUAUUCUGUCAGCAAAGGGAAAAUCUGGGAACAGUCGACCCAGCCAGGCGGACAACACCACAAACAAAAGUUGCAGUAGUGAUGCAGUAACUGUAAAACAGGAUGGCAGUAAUUCUAGGUGUUCAAAUGAUGAGGAUUCUCAAAUUAGCAAGUCAUCAAAAGUGGACAGUCAACAGUCAGAACAGGAUAGCAAGCAGCAAGUGAGAGACAGCGCUGCAGACAGUUGUGUAUCACAGUGCCAGUGCAAUACGGAAGAAGAAGAAUGUAGAUGUAAAAGAACUGCUGUCCACGACAACUGCCCAGGACAUGAGGGUGUCUCGGAGUCAGAUCGGACUGAUGUAGGCAGUGCGGAAACAGGACAGACUAGUUGUACAGAUGGAAGUAGUGUAAAUAGUACAGAUGCACAUAAACAGAGCACAACAGCUCAAGAAAGAGACAUGCCAGGCAAGGGAGAUGGGAGUGAAGAAAGUCCUGUGAACGAAUCACCUGCUAACAAUAGUAACAGCACUUCUGACCCUGCAGUAGGGACACAUGUUGUACAGCAGUCGGAUGCCAUACAGCAUGGGGACGGGGUUAUUACAGACAAUGUGCAACAGGACGUCACGCCAGACAGCAAUGCGAAGAAAUCUGACUGUGUACAGGAGCAGACAGUGCGGGAGGGCUGGACCCUCCAGACUGUAGGCAUGCUCACCUUUGCAGAACUCUUUGUCAUGUUGGGGAAGCCAUCUAAGCUGCAGCUAGAAUAUGACUGGGUACAGGAGAAGAUUGUUGAUGUUGACCAUGUAAGCGCUGUAUGGAAGAUCAUCAGACUGGCAGCGAUUGAACUUGACCUUCUCAAUAACAAACAGAAAAAUGUGUCCGUGGGGACGUCCCCGAUGAAGAUGCCCCCAGCCUCCCCCCCUGGAGUACCAGGGGGGAGCCCCCCUGCAGCCGUCAGCCCCUCGGCCUCCAGAAUAGGAGUCAGGAAACCUCAAAGCCCUCCCAACAACAAGGCCCUCCAGCCCACGGCGACGUCCACCCCCAUCCGGAGGGACAGUGCAGGGUUCAUCAUGCCCACCACUGUUGCGCCCGCUCGGGCCAGACCUGCAGCGCAACUCACACAGGCAGACAGGGAGUUCAGGGCACAGCUAGACUCCCUCAAUAAACGUCCGGACAUUUUCCUGCCAAGGAAGACGAGAGGAAGAGGGGGAAGGAAACCCAUUGUUGUACAGAGAACCCUCCUGCCGCGCCCCUCGCAGCCGUCUCGGCACAUGAUGUCGCUGUCCUUCAUCCACAACUCCCACGCUGCUAUCCAGGGAUCCUUCACCCCCAUCCUCCCCAGGAAAACCCCGUCUCCGGCGGCAACCACGUCACGACUCAUCGCUCCCAAAACUGCUGCACACACGGUGACUGCUGGACAGUCCCUGGCAGCGUCAACUGGAGGUGCCAUCAGUCUAGCCGCCCAGGCUGCGGGGGUUCCUGGUGCCCAGCUCAGACCUGCUGCCACGCCUAAACCUUUGUCAGCAGUUGACUCCCCAGUGUCUGUGCAGACACAUUCUCCUGUACCCACGUACCCUGUCGGCAGUCCUGGUCAGCUGGUUCCAUCACAAACACCAACGCCACAACACACUUUACCUGCACAUCCACAGCCUGUGCCAGAACCAACCACUAUCAGCACAAAAUCAGCACAGGACAUGGGCCUGACUUUAGCUGCAGUACCGGGCACAUCAGCAGGAGGGAGCCUGGGCAUCAUGCCUGAUCAGGAGGGUGCUUUGUCUGUCAUGCCUACAGCUGGUGCAGGGAUGGCUGAUCCCAUUCUGGAUAUAAACAUGACAGAUGGAAUGACUGGGACUCUGUCAUCUCAUUCAAGAGAAGGCCUGGAGAUUCCUGCUGUCAGUCCCAAUACUUCCCCCUCCAAACUCUGUCUGGAGUCUGUUCUGCUCAAUGGAGAGGCUGGUGAUAUAACUCUAAGCAGCUUACUAGCAACUCUUCAGUCUCCUGAGAAGGCCAAGAACAUGUCGUUAGGGGGAGGAUCUGUCCUGUUCAGUGAGGAGUCAAGGGACUCCCUGGCAUCCAAACAUGCGCUGGAUGUGGACACUGCUCUCCAUGCCAUGAUGAAUGAGAACAGUGUGGAUUACAUCGCUAAGUUCUCGGAGCUUGCGGCCCAGGUGGCCGGAUGUGCCACGCCUUCCACCACCAGGACGACUGACAACGACACAGAAGCGCUGGGCUUCUCAUGCUUGGCAUCAGCAGAUGUGGACAUGACUGAAAAAAGAUAGUGGCAAUGCUGUCUUCCACUAAAGCUUUUCUUGCUGUAACUGGAUUAUGCAAUCACUAUAUUUUUUGCCAAAUGCAAGUAAAGAUAUUUAUAUUAUGCAAUUAUCACACAGACCUGUAACAAGGUUGCCGUUAUUGUUGUUUGCAUUCCUAAAAUCACUGAAUACAUAUGAAAUAUUGUGCACUGGUCUCUCUUAUUCUUGUUGUUAUUUGCACAGUACCCAGUGUAAAGUGAUUGACUGGAGUGUGAGUGUACUAUCAUGCAAUGACAUGGUCAUAAAUGGGCUCAAUUAUCAUAUUAAAACACAACAAUAACAUAAA